AUGUCGUCUUUACGCAAUGCUUUUGACGAAUGGUCUUACAAAAAAGCAGCAACAAUACUCACCUAUUACAACUAUCAUCCUGUACCUGUUCCAUUAAACAUCAUCUCUCUUACUUUUCUCCUGAUGCGGUAUUUAUAUAAGAAGAUUCGUUGCAGAAGCUCCACCGUCAAUAUUGUCGAAGACCCUGAAAAGGGGGGAGUGCAACAUAGAAGAAGUGCACAGGAAAAUGACGAAAAGUUUAAGAAAAUGAUCAUUGAACUAGAGUCUAUACACUACACCGUCCAUGGCGACGACUUCCCCAUUAAAACUGGGGACCGACUGGACCAUGUUGUAAAGCAGACGGAUGGAAACAGUCAUCUCAUUGGACACAUCGCAGAACGGUUAUUCACUCAUGGUCCCAACAGGAAAGAAGGCGCUGGAUCAGAUAGUAGGCAGAAAUGGGAUGUCAAAGGAAUUCAUAUUCUGGGCAACCGCUUGUCAUACGACUCGCGUGACCGUCAUCGAUGUACUAUUGGUGAUUAUGAAGAAUAUCACGGGGCGAGGUAUCUUGCACCUUUAUCUCCAGAAAUGCCUGGCUUUGAGAUACUAAUUGAAGAGGACAGCAGCAUCAAUCAUCGUUUAAUACUGGGAGUUGUAGACGAGGUCUUUGACCUUAAUAAAAUACCUGAAAUGGAGGGAAACACUGUGGUGUACUAUACACAAAAGGAACAAAGCUUCUGGCCAAACAUCGAUCACCUCCCAGAAAUGGCUGACAGAGGAGAUCUUCUUGGCUGUGAAAUACUCUACGGAAGAGAAAGCAACGGCAAUCUUCCCGUCCUGUUCACACUGAAUGGAAGAGUGAUUUGGGAAGGGACCAUAGAAAACGGCAAUCCAAGUACAGGAAGGUUUUACGCAUUCGUUGGCAUUGGAUCAAAGGAACUUAGCGUAAGGUUCAAGCUACUCUACUUGCAACAAGAGUCUCAUGGAGUGGACCAAUCGUCAAUAUCGCUAAAACAAGUUCUGGACCAACUUAGGGAACUCGUAAAGCAAGAAGUACAAGGCUAUCGUUCAGAAAUGCAAAACAAUGCAGAAAAAAACGUUUGAAAAACACUGCGAUUGAUGAUUUGUUUUGUGUUAAAAGCCGAUCGCGAGGGUUUUUUCUUUAUCUAGCUUCUGACGUAUUGAUUUUUGCGUGUUUUAAUCGCUAGUUUUUCAUUUGGACAUCACAGGCAUCCCAGCCAUUUUUUAGACAAAUUUGAUAGGAAAUAUAGGCUGUGCAAGUUCUAAAUAUAGGAAAAUAUAGAAUUUUUUCCCAAAAAUAUAUGCACUUUAUAGGAGCUAAAAUAGCUUUUCAGUGG
This is a messenger RNA of Actinia tenebrosa (Australian red waratah sea anemone), 1337 nucleotides long. RefSeq names its product short transient receptor potential channel 2-like. Gene Ontology annotation, biological process: calcium ion transmembrane transport; regulation of cytosolic calcium ion concentration. Gene Ontology annotation, cellular component: plasma membrane; cation channel complex. The record is from RefSeq and is a predicted model, not a curated record. NCBI's taxonomy places the organism in Eukaryota, Metazoa, Cnidaria, Anthozoa, Actiniaria, Actiniidae. Gene Ontology annotation, molecular function: inositol 1,4,5 trisphosphate binding; store-operated calcium channel activity.